Schistosoma turkestanicum is the source of this 1620-nucleotide messenger RNA. The record is from the annotation of a GenBank genome assembly. Lineage: Eukaryota; Metazoa; Platyhelminthes; Trematoda; Strigeidida; Schistosomatidae.
AUGACUGAAUCUCUAUUACAAUAUGGUAAUCGUAUUCAUAUUUAUACAAAUGUAUGCAAAACAUUAACAAGUCAAUUGAAUGGAUCAUCCUAUUAUCAAUUCUGUCAAUAUCGUGUUCAUGAUUAUAACAAACAAUAUGAAAUUGUUAACAUUGAUAUUCCUGUCAGAAUUAAUACUUCCAAUGAUAGCACUACUACUGAUUUUCAUGUGGAUAGUAGUAGUAGUGAUACUAGUAGUAAUUCACGGACGCCAAAUACGAAUGAUUAUACUCGACAUGAUAUGAAUUCUAUUCAAAUUCAUGUACAAAAUCUUUCUGGAUGGUAUUUAUUAAUUUAUCGUCUUUUAUCCAAUAUACCAGCUAUGUUGACAUGUUUAUGUUAUGGUUUAUUAAUGAAUAGAAUUAGUCAAAAUUAUAUUAUGUUAAUUCCAUGCUUAGGAUCAAUUGUAUCCUGUGGAUUAUUUCUGUCUAGUUUAUUGCCCAAUUUAAAAUCAAUACCAGAUUCAUUGAUAUUCACGCUGGUCGGUGCUCUCCUAUAUGGAUUAUGUGGAAAGAGUAAUGCUUUUAGUUUAUGCGCAAAUAGUUAUAUUUCUGAGAAUAGUACCACAGAGAAACGUACACGUAUGCUUGGACGUUUAUUAGGUGUGAAUUUUUUUGGAUUAGCCCUUGGUGCAUCGAUACUCGGUGCAUUUUAUCGAUUUUUCAGUUAUUUCGAAAUAAUUCUAUGUGUUAUUUGUGGUAAUUUUCUAAGCAUACUUAUUUUGGUAUUUUUAGUGAAAAAUGUUAAAAAGUCAUCAACAACACAUACAGUAGAAGUGAUAGUAGUUGAUCAAGGCAAUACAUCACAAACGGAACAAAGAGAUCGCAUUAAUACUACUAAUAAUAAUAAUACUAGUAAUGAUUACAUUCAUUUUACAAAUUUCUGUACAUACAAAGAACAUAGAACCUAUUGUCAAAAUAUAAUUUAUCAUUUGACAAAACCUCUAUUGAUUUUAAAAUCUUCUUAUAAAUUUCUCUUUGAAAAACAUAAUGAUCAUAAACAUUAUUAUCUAUUGACUUUGUCAAGUACAAUUUUAUUAAAACAAAUUACAAAAUCCGGUGAACAAGAUGUACUGCUAUUGUAUUUAAUGAAUCAGCCAACAUUAUUGUGGAGUGCAGAAUUAUACGCUUAUUAUAUCACUUGUUAUUAUAGUUUAAUGUUUAUACAAUUAAUAAUUUUAUUACCAUUAAUAGAGAAAUUUUUUAAAAUACACGAUACAACUUUAAUUAUUAUUGGACUUUUAACAGAAAUGGUACGUUUAUGUAUGAUUGGUCUAUUGAAAAAUACAUGGUUGAUAUUUGUAAGUACAAUUAUUGGUUCACCAGCUAGUUUUAUUACAACUUGUACACGUUCAUUAAUUAGUAAACUUGUUCACAACAAUCAUGAAAUGAAUACAAGUUUUGCUUUUAUUUCAAUAUUAGAAAUUUUAGCUAAUUUUAUUGGUGGAUUAUUAUUUACAUUUAUUUAUAAUAAAUCUUUAUUAUUUUAUUCAUCUUUUAUAUUUUUAUUUGAUGCUGUUUUAAAUAUACCAGUAAUUGCAAUUUUUAUAUGGUUAAAAUAUAAAUUGACCACAAAUUUAUGA